This is a messenger RNA of Meloidogyne enterolobii, 1099 nucleotides long. Lineage: Eukaryota; Metazoa; Nematoda; Chromadorea; Rhabditida; Meloidogynidae. The record is from the annotation of a GenBank genome assembly.
UUUUGCGUUUUUUGGAUCAAUUUUUAGUUUUAUAAUGUCGACUGAAUCCGGUCAUUAUGUGGACGUUGGGAAUCUUUUAAUAAUUAAUAAAGACCCUAUUGAGUUUAAAAUUGAUGAUAAUGAUCAAUUAAAUAUUUUGACACAAAAAUCAACUCAAUAUUUAUUUGACAAAAUUUGGGAUUUGCCAAGAAAAGUUGUUCAGGAUGCUACGUGUGCUGUGCUUCCAUCAACAGAAUAUUCUUUGCCAAGAGAAAAACCCAUUCCGAAACCAAAAGAACCAACAAAAUGGGAAAAGUUUGCAAAAGAGAAGGGAAUUGUUAGUAAAAAGAAGCGAAGCAAAAAAAUUUGGGAUGAAACUACAAAAGAAUGGAAGCCUAGAUAUGGAUAUAAAAGGGCUUUAAAAGAAGGAAAUGAAACGAAGGAUUGGCUGAUUGAAAUACCUGAUAAAGCUGAUCCAUAUAAAGAUUAUUUUGCUGAACGUUCAAAUAAUAAAAAAGAACAGGCGAAUAAACAAGAAUUUCAAAGACUCAAAAAUAUUUCCAGAAAUGAAAAGAAUUCUCAACUUUCUUCAAAACCUCUAUUUAAUUCUAAAAAAAUGAAAAUUAAUGGAAAUUUGGAACCUUUGGGUUCUCGACAGCCUAUUGGGUUGGGAUCUGUUGAAGAAAAGUCUAAAGAACAGCUCAUUCAUCAAUUAAAUCGAGCAAAGAAGUCUACUUCUUCGGCAGGAAAAUUUCAAAAGAAUUUAAAAGGAGAAAAGCCACCAAAGAUGGGAAUUAAAAGAAAGUUUGAGCCAAACGACGAUUUGUCUAAUGAACGUAAUCGUCAAUUGGAAAUUUUAAAUAAAUUAAAACAAAAACCAAAAGAAAAAGAAAAUAUUUUGGGAGGAAUAAAUAAACAAAUAAAUAAAAAAUCUGAAGAAUUUAAUAAAGAAGAUAAAGGAGGAAAGAAAGGAAAAUUUGGAAAUAAACGUUCAAAAUCUUCAAUUGACCGACAACAACAUUUUGAAAAGAAGAGGAAAAACUUUAAAGGAAAUUUUAAAAGUAAAUAUUCGAAAGCUGGUAAAGCUGCACAGAGAAAGGGUGGGCAAAGGAAAAAUUAA